Molecule: messenger RNA, 591 nt
Organism: Nicotiana attenuata
Lineage: Eukaryota; Viridiplantae; Streptophyta; Magnoliopsida; Solanales; Solanaceae
Exons: 3
Coding region: 1-591 (196 amino acids)
Molecular function (GO): zinc ion binding
Source: RefSeq, a predicted model, not a curated record
AUGACACUGAAGGUGUUGCAUGAGAACACAACAAAGUCAAUGAAAUAUGCGGUGCACUGGAAUGAUCAAUAUGGUUAUGAAGUAAAAGAAGGACUCACCAGUAAGCAUAUAGUGAAUCUGGACAGGCUUACAUGCACCUGUAGAGCUUGGAUGUUGAAAGGUAUACCAUAUGCUCAUGCUAUAGCUGUUAUUCAUUUUAAAAAAUUGCCAGUUAACUACAUUGCACAUUGGUAUCAUAUGGAGACUUAUAUGAAGACCUACAGUCACUUCUUUCAGCCUGUACAACAUAUGGAGAUGUGGCCACAAUCACAAAACCCUUCUGUUAUACCACCAGAAGUAAGAAAAAUGCCUGGCAUGCCCCGAAAAGUGAGAAGGAAGGAACCAACUGAAAACAAAACAAGAAAGAUUUCCAAAAGAGGUACCCAGAUGACGUGCAAUAACUGUCAUGCAAAAGGCCAUAAUAAGAAAGGUUUUCAAAGGGUCCACAAGGUCUGUUUUCUGAAAAUGAUAUGCAGCAAUGACUGCAGUUUUGUUAACACAAACUACUAUGCAGCAGUAACUGCAAAUUUGUUAAUCUAUUUUUCUGCAUAA